AUGGCCCUCGCCACCGCUGCCGUCUCCCUCCACCCUUUCCUCUCCCGGCCCGCCUCCGUGCUCCGCGUAGGGCUCCGCCUCCCACCCCUCCUCCUCCGCGCCACCUCGUCCACCUCCGCCUCCGCCUCCCCGGACUUCAACAUCACCUUCGCGGAGCCCGCGCCGUCCAAAAAGGCCCCGUCCGCGCAGCCGCUGGUCCCGUGGAUCGUCCGCGGAGAGGACGGCAAGCCACGCCUCAGCACCUCCCCGCCGCCGGACGUGCUCCAGGCCAUCGCGCUCGCGGAGGCGGAAGCUAAGAAGGCCGCCAAAAAGGAAACCCUCAAGGGCCCAAAAGGCGCGGUUGCCGCCGCCGCCGCCGCGGCUGCUUCCAAUGCCAGCGUCAAGGCACGGAAGAACGCCCCGACCGCGCCGCCCAAGUUCUCCAAGGCGGCCAGGAGGUUUUACAAUGAGAAUAUCAAGGAGCGGGAGCCGCAGCGGCUCGCCAAGGUCCUUGCCGCCGCAGGAGUGGCAUCAAGAAGGACCAGUGAGGAGCUCAUCUUCGAAGGGAAGGUGACUGUCAAUGGUUCAGUCUGUACUUCUCCUCAGACCAAAGUUGACAUCUCAAAGGAUUCUAUCUACGUUAAUGGGAAUCGCAUUUCCAAGAAGCUGCCUCCAAAGCUGUAUUUUGCUGUUAACAAGCCAAAGGGGUACAUUUGCUCAUGUGGCGAAGACUCAAAGUCUGUUGUCUCCUUAUUUAAUGAUUAUUUGAAGGGCUGGAACAAGAUUCAACCAGGGCUGCCAAAACCACGCUUGUUUACUGUGGGUCGUCUUGAUGUUGCCACGUCUGGUUUGAUAAUAGUCACAAAUGAUGGUGAGUUUGCUCAAAAACUUGCACAUCCUUCUUCAAAUGUAACAAAAGAAUAUGUGGUGACUAUUGAUGGUGCCGUGCACAAAAAACACCUCAUAGCUAUCAGUGAAGGCACAAAAAUUGAUGGGGUCAUGUGCAUUCCUGAUUUAGUAGAACCAUUGGAUGCCCAAUCAGAUACAAGAAAGACCCGCCUGAAGAUAGUGGUUCAUGAAGGACGAAAUCAUGAAGUCCGUGAACUUGUACAGAAUGCAGGGCUACAGGUUUAUGCAUUGAAACGUGUUCGGAUAGGCAGGUUCAGGCUUCCGGCAGAUCUGGGAAUUGGGAAGUUUGUUGAGCUCAAACAGGCUGACAUCAAGGCACUGGAAGGCAACAAGUAG
Messenger RNA from Miscanthus lutarioriparius, 1224 nucleotides. The record is from the annotation of a GenBank genome assembly. Lineage: Eukaryota; Viridiplantae; Streptophyta; Magnoliopsida; Poales; Poaceae.